Molecule: messenger RNA, 1748 nt
Organism: Gaeumannomyces tritici R3-111a-1
Lineage: Eukaryota; Fungi; Ascomycota; Sordariomycetes; Magnaporthales; Magnaporthaceae
Exons: 2
Coding region: 112-1236 (374 amino acids)
Biological process (GO): regulation of transcription by RNA polymerase II
Cellular component (GO): NuA4 histone acetyltransferase complex; nucleus
Source: RefSeq, a predicted model, not a curated record
GGGUGCUGCGCGAAAGCUGAGAAGCUUCACGCCCUGACGACACCAGACGGACCCGCCUUCCCACAUGGCAUUGUGGAUCCUGGAAGGGGAAUUUCUCCAAUUGACAUCUUCAUGGCGCGCGCAAACAUUUCAACCAUAUCCGGAUACCUGCUACGAAUCCAGUUGUGCUACAAACGCGUGCAAUUCGGCGCUACACACAUACGAUAUCCCGCGUCCUCAGCCGUCGACAUGCCGCCCAAGAAGAGGGCGGGAAGGGCCAGCAUCCAGUCGACCUCGGCGACGCCCUCCGCGGCUGCCAAUGCUCAAGGCCAGGACGAUGAUGCUAUGGACGUCGACACGCCGCAGGCCGCCUCGACGCCCACAGCGACCACCACAAGCCAACAUCCUACCGUCGACCUCACAAGCCCCUGGACUGACGACCAGGUCGCAUCCCUAUACAAGGGCGUCAUAAGAUGGAAGCCUGCUGGUAUCCACAAGCACUUCCGCAUGAUCGCCAUCUCAGAACACCUCCGCAACCACGGCUUUGACCCCAAUGUGUUUCCGCACACGCGCAUCCCCGGCAUCUGGCAGAAGCUGCGCAUGUUUUACAACACCGAAGUAAUUGACGACCGGGAAAACAGCAUACUCGACGAUGAGAGUAUGGAGAAGCGCUGGCUCGAGUUCCGCUUACCCUGGGACGAGUAUGAGAACCUUCGCAACCGGAGGCGACUCGUCAAUCCUACCGAGGACUCGGCCGCGACUUCACCACCCGAGUGGGACCCAGACGGAGAGGAUUCAGCGCCCGCGCCCAAGGCGUCAGCUCCUGCGCCGACGAGCAUCACGACGGUAACAGGAAAGCGCAAGAGAGGAGAGCGUCUGUCUAAGGCACGCUCUAGCACAGUGGACGAUACCGAAGAGGAAGCCGCCGCAUUAUCCCCGCCGCCGCCGCCCGCACCAAAGUCGGCACGCAGCGGGAGGCAGACGAGGAGGUCAAGCACGAGGGCCAGGGCUGAAACAACAGAGGAUGAAGAGGAGGCUGAGAGACAAGAAGAGGGCGAGGACGAAGGUGAGAGCGACGAGGCUAGGGAGGACGAUUCCAGCGAUGAGGGAGACAGGUCGGGGACCGGGUCUGGGUCCGGCAGCGGAGAGGAGCAGGAGGCUCCCCCCGUCGUCAAAUCCACGCGUGGGGGAGGCAGGGGCAGGGGCAGGGGCGGUCGUGGGAGGGGCCGACGGGGGAGGCGUGGAAGAGGUGGUUGAAGACGGGGUUCUCUGGGAGAGCAGCGCAUUCUGCCUUCUGCGCAUUGUCUUCCAGUCACAUUAUCUGGGGCUCGCUGAGGGAGUGGCAUCUCUUGGGCGUCGGGAACGUUGUGCAAAACGCAAUCCAGGCUGGCCCGACUGUUCUGAAUUGCCUGGCGGAGUUAUGCUGGGGGUUCAACAAAGUAGUGUACUGCCCUGUAGAAAGUAAUCAGGGAGGUGGCCUGGAUUUCCGUCAGUCUCGAGGUGGCUUGCCCAACACACUUUCGAUCGCCGGGUAGACCUGACCUUAGUGAGCACUGAGAGGGGAAUAAACAUACCUCUUUGACUGAUAUAAAUAGAACCAGGCAGAGUUUGCACGGUACAUAUGUCGGGUUAUGGGAAGGCCGGGAUACCCAAGAGCGUUCCCGCCGAAAGGGGAGCACACAUUCCAGCUUUGUUGGAGAUGACCACAUAAGCCCCACAGGAGGUCGAGACUCCCCCACAUCUGUAAAUCGAGCACCAUCUCAGCCGCC